CGGACCCCGAGAUAUUUUUCAUCUUUACGCCACUCAUAUUUUGUUAUAAAGAAGAAAUCGUGGUCUCUUCAAGACGCGUAAAAAUGACGCGUUAUAAAUAUUGCUUCACAAAUCGUGAUUAUGCAUCACCCUGAUUGUUGAUAGCAAGCGAUAUAAUUAAAAGGACUCAAAGUGAAUAUAUAGCGAAAUUACAAUGUGGGAAGAUGAGGCUGCACCAUGGGAUAGCGGGGAACCUGCACCGGCAGCGGGCGCCGAGGGUGCAGCGGAAGGUGCGCCUGCCGAGGGUGCGCCUGCCGUUGAGAGACCGGUCCUGAACUUACUGAAGCUCGAGCCACCGCAUUACAACCAUCACUGGGUUCGACCACUGUUUCUCAAUUAUGCGUAUCUUUACGAUUAUAGGAAGAACUAUUAUAACGACGUGAUCGACUAUCUUGAUUCGAGGCAGAAGGGUUUAUUCCGCGAGCCGCCCAGGGCUCAGGAAUGGGCAGAAAGGGCUUUAAGGACCUACGAUGAAAAGAACGUGGAUAAAAGCUUCAAGCGAUCGGCCGACAUGAAGUACAUCACCAAUUUGAGACUCAGCCAGACAUCCAGACAUUAUAGCUACCAUACUCGUGCCUACUAUAGUUUGAAGUACCAGAAAAUCCUGUGAAUGUCUAUUAAAAGACAAUCAAAGGUAACUGAUAUGUCACAUAUCCGCUCACGUGUAUGCAGUCUCUCACGUGUAGGAUCUUUAUUAAAAUAAUUUUUUUCGACGUAACGUCUUUCUAAUCUAAUUGUCUUCUAUUAUAUCGUCUUUUUGCGACUUGACAAUUUUUAUUAGGUAUUUUGUAUAAGCUAGUGAGACAAAUAGCAUUGCAAUUUACGUGUGUUUGAUGAUACUGAUGCAAUCGAUAAUGCAACGUCUGUCUAUUGCAAUUAAAAUGAUAUAUUGUAUAUUUGUAUACUUCUUUGACAUGUGUAUCGUUAGAGAUUGACACUGUAAAAUAUAUCUUCGCUCCUAAAUGAA
Messenger RNA from Vollenhovia emeryi, 1006 nucleotides. RefSeq names its product flightin (gene fln). Bases 194 to 649 code for a protein of 151 amino acids. Lineage: Eukaryota; Metazoa; Arthropoda; Insecta; Hymenoptera; Formicidae. The record is from RefSeq and is a predicted model, not a curated record. The transcript has 3 exons.